AAUGAUGUAAUUACAAUGAUUAUUGAUGUUCGAGGUUAGUUGUUAAGCCGUGCAUUGUCUAAUUGUUACUAGUAUAUACGGGUUUAUAAAGUGUUAGUUAUUUUCUGGUCCCCAAAUUUUUUUUACGGGAGUAAUAGUUUUUUUGUUUCAAUUAAAUUCAAUUAUAAAUUUCAUUUUUUGACUGAAUUAAACAAUUUCAACCUGCUCUAAGAAUAUUCAAGGUUUACCAAGCAUCUUCCUACUUUCAUGGAAACUCACCUUUCUUCCAUUCCUUUCGCUCCAAGUUCUCAACUACCACAACAACUACAUUAAAACCUGCAUUUCAUCUUCAACAACAACAACAUAAUUUCUAAAAUUAGAAAUCAAAAUCAUGUCAUCAAUCUUAAGAAACAUUCUAAAACCCUCAAUUCUAAAAUCAACAAAACCCCACUUUCCAAUUUCAUCAUCUUCAACACUCUACACUUCCCUCUUCUCUUCUUCUUACUACUCAACCUCCACUACAAAUGGGAAAAUGUAUGGUGGGCUUGAGCCCACGAAGCCCAAUGAAAAGCCCAGGUUGGUUGUAUUGGGCUCAGGAUGGGCCGGGUGUAGGCUCAUCAAGGAGAUUGAUACCAAGAUAUACGACAUCGUUUGUGUAUCACCUAGGAAUCAUAUGGUGUUUACUCCAUUGUUAGCUUCAACUUGUGUUGGAACUCUUGAGUUUAGGUCGGUUGCUGAACCAAUUGGGAGGAUUCAACCUGCUAUUUCUAGUGAACCGGGUUCUUAUUAUUUUCUUGCUAAUUGUUCUUCUGUUGAUACCAAAGAUCAUGUGGUACAUUGUGAGACUGUCACAGAUGGGGCACAGGCAUUGGAACCAUGGAAAUUCAAUAUAGCAUAUGACAAAUUGGUUGUUGCAUCUGGGGCUGAAGCCUCAACAUUUGGAAUCCAUGGGGUGCAUGAGCAUGCAAUUUUUCUUCGUGAAGUUCAUCAUGCCCAGGAGAUCCGUAGAAAAUUACUCUUAAAUCUGAUGUUGUCUGAUAUACCCGGUGUCCCCGAGGAGGAGAAAAAACGGCUCUUGCACUGCGUCGUUGUGGGUGGUGGUCCUACUGGUGUUGAGUUUAGUGGCGAGCUUAGUGAUUUCAUAAUGAAGGAUGUACGUCAAAGAUAUGCACAUGUCAAAGAUUACAUCCAUGUCACCUUGAUCGAGGCAACCGAAAUUCUAUCUUCCUUUGAUGACCGCCUCAGACACUAUGCUGUAAAACAGCUGACUAAGUCAGGAGUUCGACUAGUCCGUGGAAUCGUCAAAGAUGUACAACCUGAUAAGAUAAUUCUUAGCGAUGACACAGAGGUUCCAUAUGGUCUUUUAGUAUGGUCUACAGGUGUUGGCCCUUCACCAUUUGUCAAAAAUCUUGAAGUAGAAAAAUCGCCUGGUGGAAGGAUUGGUAUCGAUGAAUGGCUACGUAUUCCCUCUGUUCAAGAUAUGUAUGCAAUUGGUGAUUGUGCAGGCUUUCUUGAAAGCACAGGCAAACCAGUUCUCCCUGCUUUGGCGCAGGUAGCCGAGCGACAAGGGAAAUAUUUAGCUAAGUUUUUGAACAGGAUUGGAAAAGCUGGUGGCGGUCAUGCAAAUAAUGCAGAAAAUGUUGAUAUGGGAGAUCCUUUUGUAUACAGACAUCUAGGGUCAAUGGCAACUAUCGGUAGAUACAAGGCACUUGUGGACCUUAGGCAGAGCAAGGAGGCAAAGGGCUUGUCAUUGAAGGGUUUCCCUAGUUGGUUUAUCUGGCGAUCUGCAUAUCUUACUCGUGUUAUUAGUUGGAGGAAUCGGCUCUAUGUUGCCAUUAACUGGUUGACUACUCUUCUUUUUGGCCGUGACAUAAGCCGAAUAUAGAAACUGCCAUAGCAGAGCCUGCCACUGAGUCAGGAAUCUCGUUCUGCUCGCGGGUUUUAGCUGUCAGCGGCAAAUACAGCAUAGCAAAACCAAAGAUAUACUUACAGAAAAUUACUACCACUGUCUUCUUUUGUAAUAUCUGUUAGUUUUCAGCAGUCCAUUUAUAGACUGAUAAAUGACAAUAAUGAAAAUUUAACUGAGGAAGGAUAGAGAUGCUAUAUGUAUCAAUAUAUGCAAAUGAUUCUUAGUAUAAUUGUAAAUUUCUUGUCAUUUUAUUUUUUCUUUUCUUUGGAAACUGCAGCCUGAUUUCGUAGAAUGUUCUUUUUUCUUUUUUUUUUUCCAAUCAAACUGGAAAGCUGAACUUUGUCCCGCUGAAAGUUUCAAGCUUGAAAUUAGCAGCCUUUGUUUUUCUAAGUGUUACUUUUGUGUUCAAUGCAGCAAGAAUUUUUACUUUAAUGUUGCAAAAUUUAUUGAUUGAA
Messenger RNA from Chenopodium quinoa (quinoa), 2343 nucleotides. Its product is annotated as internal alternative NAD(P)H-ubiquinone oxidoreductase A1, mitochondrial-like. Gene Ontology annotation, molecular function: NADH dehydrogenase activity. The transcript has 9 exons. Bases 371 to 1864 code for a protein of 497 amino acids. NCBI's taxonomy places the organism in Eukaryota, Viridiplantae, Streptophyta, Magnoliopsida, Caryophyllales, Amaranthaceae. The record is from RefSeq and is a predicted model, not a curated record.